UUAACGUUUAAAAUCUCGUACGUUACGAGAAAACCCACGUACGGUCUUUUACACCUAGCAGGAAUCAUGCCGAAAGCAAAGAAAGUCAAGGGGAAGAAGGUGGCUCCCACCCCCUAUGCUGCCAAGAAGUCGGUCCCUAAGAAGGUUGUCAACCCCCUUUUUGAGAAGAGGACAAGGAACUUUGGAAUUGGCAAUGAGGUCCAGCCCAAGAGGGACCUGUCCCGCUUUGUCCUCUGGCCCAAGUAUGUACGCCUCCAGCGCCAGAAGGCUGUCCUUUACCAGCGUCUGAAGGUUCCUCCUUCCAUCAACCAGUUCAGCCAGGCUCUCGAUAGACAAACAGCUACACAGCUGUUUCGUCUGAUGCACAAGUACCGCCCCGAGACCAAGCAGGAGAAGAAGGCCAGGCUCAGGGCCCGUGCCGAGGAUCGCGUCAAGGGACGUGAAGAGGUUCCCACUAAGCGUGAAGCUCGCAUCAUGUCCGGUGUCAACACUGUCACCCGUUUGAUCGAGUCCAAGAAAGCUCAGCUUGUUGCCAUUGCUCAUGAUGUCGAACCCAUCGAGAUCGUGAUGUUCCUCCCAGCACUCUGCCGUAAGAUGGGUGUUCCCUACUGCAUCGUGAAGGGAAAGUCUCGGCUCGGUCAGGUGGUCCAUCGCCGUAACGCAGCUUGCCUUGCGUUCACCCAGGUCAACCCCGAGGACAAGAGCGCCCUCUCCAAGCUGGUAGACACAGUCAGGACCAACUACAAUGACAGAUUUGAAGAGAUCCGUCGUCACUGGGGUGGUGGACAGGUGGGUAGCAAGAGCCAGGCCCGUAUCGACAAGCUUGAGAAGCUCAAGUCUAAGGAGCUAGAAGCAAGGGCUUAAACCCAUCCACACAGACAGACUGAAUCAGUGGCAGCUCUCUCGCUGCUGUCAUUGAAGAACAUGUUGAUAGCACAUUCUCAGAAUGCAAACUUCACAUCCAGGCUAUUUCAACGUUAUUCGUAUCGGUUUCAUAACCCACUCAACAAACAAACAAACGGCACUCUCAUUUUUGGACACCUUCCAAAACAUCCUCGCUUUUUCUUGACUGAAAGCAUGACAAAAGUACAUCUCUGCUAUGUAAUAAGUAUGGAAUAAAUGACCAUUACAACAAA
Strongylocentrotus purpuratus (purple sea urchin) is the source of this 1136-nucleotide messenger RNA. Its product is annotated as 60S ribosomal protein L7a-like. Gene Ontology annotation, cellular component: ribonucleoprotein complex. The transcript has 6 exons. Gene Ontology annotation, biological process: ribosome biogenesis. NCBI's taxonomy places the organism in Eukaryota, Metazoa, Echinodermata, Echinoidea, Camarodonta, Strongylocentrotidae. The coding region runs from base 67 to 864 and encodes 265 amino acids. The record is from RefSeq and is a predicted model, not a curated record.